Molecule: messenger RNA, 1335 nt
Organism: Ruditapes philippinarum (Manila clam)
Lineage: Eukaryota; Metazoa; Mollusca; Bivalvia; Venerida; Veneridae
Product: DDRGK domain-containing protein 1-like
Exons: 7
Source: RefSeq, a predicted model, not a curated record
AUUCAAGCGCCUUGUCCGGUAUAUACCGGAAUACGGUAUUUAGUGUGGUAUCAAAAUGGCUCCCGUUGAUCCAGCUACGGCUUACCUAGUGUCAGCAGCUAUUAUUGUGGUUAUAUUAAUUGCUGUCUCAAUUUUUUGUGGAGAUAAAAAAAAAAAGACAGGAAAUGAGCAGAGUACAGGGCAGGCAGCUCAAGCUGGGGCAAGACCUAGAGCGAGAGAAGGUCCUGGUGGGAGAGCAGUAAGGAGACGUGGUAACCGUGGUAACAGAAUGCAGAUUAGAGAUGAUGACUCAGAUGAAGACUUUGUACCAGGCCCUGAGGAUGAUGAAGAUGGAGAAAAUAUAUUUGAUGAAUUUGGACAGUCAGAAAAAUCAAUAGGUGCUAAAAAAUUGAGAAAAUUACAAGACAAAGCUGAGAAAAAAAGACAAAGAGAGAUGGAAUUACAAGAAAGAGAAGAACGAAAAGAGAGAGAAAAGAAAUUGGAAGCUCAGAGGAAAAAAGAAGAAGAAAGAGAGAAAAUUGAGGAAGAAGCAAGGGCUGAAGAAGCAAGAAUUCUAAAAGAAGAGCAAGAAAAGCGCGAGCAUGAAGAAUAUCUCAAGAUGAAGGAAAUGUUCUCCGUAGAUGAGGAAGGUGAGAGUGAGCAAGCAGGUGAUCUUGAUGUAAGUAUGAUACAUGCUGUCUGUGAAAAUAAGGGUUUCAACAUAAGUAAACAAUAAUUUUUUCAGGAUAUGAAGGUUGUUAUGCUUGAAGAUCUUGCUUCUCAUUUUAAAAUUAAAACCCAGGACUGCAUCAAUAGAAUACAAGAGUUACAAGCAGACGGUCGCCUUACAGGUGUGGUAGAUGACCGCGGGAAAUUCAUUUAUAUAACAAUGGAGGAAUUAGAAUCUGUGGCAAAGUUUAUACGACAACAUGGACGUGUAUCUAUAGCGGAACUGGCCGAGUCCAGUAAUAGGCUGAUUAACCUGAAUCCUGAUAACGCUGAUAUACAUAAAAAACUAAUUGUUGGUGACCACGAGGCAGAAAUUAUCGAGGUUUCCUAGAACUUUGUUUUGAGAUAUACAUAGAAUGCAUUGUGAAAUUUUCAAAGGAUAACUUCCAGAUGAGAUUUGUAUAACAUGAUUGACAGAGUGAUAAAAUAAGUGUUAAAUUAUAGACCAGAAAAAUUUAGGGUUAAAGAUGGCUUAAAUUACUAGACUGUAAAACAGCAUAAAUUUGUAUUUCAUCAACAUCUAUAAAUGUAUGUAUGAUAUUAUGCAUUGUAAUUAGUCAUAUUGUAUGCAAUGUUUUGAGAAAUUAUAAUGUUAUAUGAAAUUAAUGAAAGUGAUUUACAUAUAGA